GUGCGACUCGUAGAUGCCCGGCGGUGCGUGAACUCGCUGUGUGACCCGGAAGCGAGCUGCUGAGGAGGCGGGACCGGGACGGUGGGACCCGGCUGCUGGGUCCCAGCGAGGGCCACACCGGGCGGUGGGAGGCUCACGUAGAUCGACCUCUCCCGCGACAUUUAGGCCUACUGAUUGUUUUACUUUUCUGCCCUGCUCAUCGUUGCCCAUCACCACGUCACUGGCUACCUCCCAGUCUUCUCCCCAUGCUAACUGGACUCCGACCCGCAUUGAGGAGGUCAGGAUGGUGGGGGAGCAGCGUGCUGGGGACCUCAUGGUGCCCUUGGGGCCCCGGCUGCAGGCCUAUCCUGAAGAACUUAUUCGACAGCGGCCUGGGCAUGAUGGGUGUCCUGAAUACCUGAUCCGAUGGAGUGUCCUGAAGUGUGGGGAAGCGAGCAGAGAGGGUGUGGAAGAGGGUAAGGAAGAGCAUAUCCACAUGUGGCUGUCAGCCCCCGAGGUCUACGCCAAUUGCCCCAUGCUAUUAGGUGAGCGGGCACUAUCUAAGGGACCUCAAUGCAAACCAGCUGGGGGUUCAGGAAGCUUUCCCGGAGAUCCAGGAGGCUUGGAUGACAUGGCAAUGGGAGAGAUGGAGGCUGAUGUGCGGGCACUGGUGCGCAGGGCUGCCCGGCAGCUGGCAGAAGGUGGGACUUCGAGCCUCACAGCUGCUGUGCUCCACACCAUUCACGUGCUCAGCGCCUACGCCAGCAUCGGGCCCCUCACUGGGGUCUUCAGGGAGACAGGAACCCUGGACCUGCUCAUGCACAUGUUGUGCAACCCUGAGCCUCAGAUCCGUCGGAGUGCAGGCAAGAUGCUGCAGGCUCUGGCAGCCCAUGAUGCUGGGAGUCGAGCUCACGUCCUCCUGUCACUGAGCCAACAAGAUGGCAUUGAGCAGCACAUGGACUUUGACAGCUGUUAUACUUUGCUGGAGCUGUUUGCAGAGACCACAUCCUCUGAGGAGCACUGCAUGGCCUUUGAGGGCAUUCACCUGCCUCAGAUCCCAGGAAAGCUGCUCUUUUCUCUGGUGAAACGCUACCUAUGUGUCACUUCCCUGCUGGAUCAUCUGAAUAACAGUCCAGAGCCAGGGGCUGGAGACCAAGGCUCCCCAUCUCCGAGGGAUCUUGGCCAGGAGAAAAGCCGGGGGCAGCGGGAACUGGAGUUCAGUAUGGCUGUGGGCAACCUUAUCUCAGAGCUGGUGCGGAGCAUGGGCUGGGCCCAGAACCUCAGCAAACAGGACACGUCACUACCCAGGCCAGCCCGGUCCAUCUUUCAGCCCUGCAUUUCAGGCCCCAGCGUUUUACUCCCCACCAUCGCUAGCACCCCCAGAAGGCAAGGGCGGGCCUUCCGCCAGCGCUCUGAGUUCUCUAGCCGCAGUGGCUAUGGUGAAUAUGUGCAGCAGACCCUGCAGCCCGGGAUGCGAGUGAGGAUGCUGGAUGAUUAUGAGGAGAUCGGUGCUGGGGACAAGGGCGAGUUUCAGCAGAGCAACAAUGGCGUGCCUCCUGUGCAGGUCUUCUGGCAGUCAACGGGCCGCACCUACUGGGUACACUGGCACAUGCUGGAAAUCCUGGGCCCUGAGGAAGCUGCCGAGGAUACAGCUUCAGCUGUGGAGACGGAGGCAGGGGCUUCUCUGUUGGGCUCAGCACUUCCCUCCUGGGACUGGAAGCCUGUAGACGGGCUCUACUCUUUGCCGUACCUCCAGCCUGAGCCUCAGACGAAGGAAGAAUCGGGAUACCUGACCCAGGCUGAGUGGUGGGAGCUGCUCUUCUUCAUCAAGAAGUUGGACAUAUGUGAGCAACAGCCAAUUUUCCAGAAUCUUCGGGAGAACCUGGAUGAGAGCCUGGGUGACAAGGCCCUUGGUGAAAUCUCUGUGCCCGUAGAGAUGGCUGAGGGUCUGCUACAGGUUCUGAGUAAUCGGUUUGAGGGCAACACCCUGAGUGACCUGCUCAGCUCCCAGAUCUACAUCAAGUAUGGGCUGCUACCUGAUGAAGUGAGCAGCUCGUCAUCUUCACGAAGUCACUGCUGUACUCCAGGCCCAGAAGAGGAGACCAAGUCAGAGGCCACCUUCUCAGCAGAGGAGACCGAGUGCCCCCGAGCAAAGGCUGAGCCCCCUAAAGCAGAAGCAGAACCUGCCAAGGGGAAAACUGAGGCCCCCAUGGCACAGAGUGACUCACAGCUAUUUAACCAGCUUCUGGUGACUGAGGGGAUGACUCUGUCUCCUGAGACGAAGGAGGCAGCAAGUGAAAUGGCUGGAGCCUUACAGGGUCCUGGACCACGAAGCUUCCUGGAUCAGCAUGUGGCAGCGGUUGUGGCCACUGUGCAGAUGUCCACCUUGGACAGAAAGCUACAGCUUUCAGGGCUCUAUGCCCUCUCUCAGGCUGUGGAGGAGGUCACUGUGCAGGACCACCCUCUGGUCCAUCCUGACAGAUCCCUGAGAGAGAAGCUAGUGAAGACGCUGGUGGAGCUGCUGACCAACCAGGUGGGAGAGAAGAUGGUGGUGGUGCUGGCCCUGCGCCUGCUCUACCUGCUCAUGACCAAGCAUGAGUGGCGCCCACUCUUUGCCAGGGAGGGUGGCAUCUAUGCUGUGCUGGUUUGCAUGCAAGAAUAUAAGACUUCCGUCUUGGUGCAGCAAGCAGGGCUGGCGGCCCUGAAGAUGCUGGCCAUUGCCAGCUCCUCGGAGAUCCCUACCUUUGUUACUGGCCGAGACUCUCUCCACCCGUUGUUUGAUGCCCAGAUGACCAGAGAGAUCUUUGCCAGCAUUGACUCAGCCACCUGCCCGGGUUCUGAGAGCCUGCUCCUUACAGUCCCUGCAGCCGUGGUCCUGAUGCUGAACACCGAGGGGUGCUCCUCCGCAGUGAGAAACGGCCUGCUCCUGCUCAACCUACUUUUGUGCAACCACCACACUCUGGGAGAGCAGAUUAUAACCCGAGAGCUGAGAGACACCUUGCUGAGCCACUCGGGGAUAGCACCGGGGACAGAACCCGUGCCCACCACACGCACUGUCCUCAUGAUGCUUCUCAGUCGCUACUCAGAGCCACCGUGCAGUCCUGAGCACAAAGCAGCACUGGAAAGCCCCAGUGCUCAGGGCCAGGACGGGUCCCCUGAGCUAUUGAUCCGAUCCCUGGUGGGGGGCCCAUCUGCCCAACUCCUCCUGGACCUGGAGCGCGUGCUGUGCCAAGAGGGUGGCCCAGGGGGCGCUGUGAGACCCCUUCUCAAGCGCCUCCAGCAGGAGACCCAACCAUUCCUCCUGUUGCUGCGGACUCUGGAUGCCCCUGGGCCCAACAAAACUCUGUUGCUGACUGCGCUGAGGGUCAUGACCCAGCUGUUGGAUCACCCUGAGGCAAUGGUCCUCCCCUGGCAUGAGGUCCUGGAGCCCUGCCUCAACAGCCUGAGUGGCCCUAGCAGUGACUCUGAGAUUGUUCAGGAGCUGCUCUGCUUCCUGCAUCACCUGGCCUCAAUGCAUAAGGACUAUGCAGUGGUUCUCUGCUGCCUGGGAGCCAAAGAAGCCCUCUCCAAAGUCCUGGACAAGCACCCGACUCUGCUGCUGCUGGUCUGUGAGCUCCGGGACCUGGUGACAGAGUGUGAAAAACAUGCCCAGCUCUAUAGUAAGCUCACCUCCAGCAUCCUGGCUGGCUGCAUUCAGAUGGUGCUGGGCCAGAUUGAAGACCACAGGCGAACCCACCAGCCCAUCAACAUCCCCUUCUUUGACGUGUUCCUCAGACACCUCUGCCAGGGCUCCAGUGUGGAAGUGAAGGAGGACAAGUGCUGGGAGAAGGUGGAGGUGUCCUCCAACCCGCACCGGGCCAGCAAGCUGACCGACCGCAACCCCAAGACCUACUGGGAGUCCAACGGCAGCACUGGCUCCCACUACAUCACCUUGCACAUGCACCGUGGUGUUCUGGUUAGGCAGCUGACUCUGCUGGUGGCCAGUGAGGACUCAAGUUACAUGCCCGCCAGGGUGGUGGUGUUUGGGGGUGACAGUACCAGCUGCAUCAACACUGAGCUCAACACGGUGAAUGUGAUGCCCUCCACCAGCCGGGUGGUCCUCCUGGAGAACCUGAACCGCUUCUGGCCCAUCAUCCAGAUCCGCAUAAAGCGCUGCCAGCAGGGCGGCAUUGACACCCGGGUCCGAGGUGUGGAGGUCCUGGGCCCCAAGCCUACCUUCUGGCCAUUGUUCCGGGAGCAGCUGUGUCGCCGUACAUGUCUCUUCUACACAAUUUGGGCACAGGCCUGGAGCCGGGACAUAGCAGAAGACCACAGGCGCCUCCUCCAGCUCUGUCCCAGACUGAACAGGGUUUUGCGCCAUGAGCAAAAUUUUGCUGAUCGCUUCCUCCCUGAUGAUGAGGCCGCCCAGGCGCUGGGCAAGACCUGCUGGGAGGCCCUGGUCAGCCCCCUGGUGCAGAACAUCACCUCCUCCGAUGCGGGAGGUGUAAGCUCCCUGGGAUGGCUGCUGGAUCAGUACUUAGAGCAAAGAAAGAGCUCCUGGAACCCCCUGAGUCGGGCAGCAUCCUUUGCUUCUCGAGUUCGUCGCCUUUGCCACCUGCUGGUGCAUGUGGAGCCGCGUCCUGGGCCUUCUCCAGAGCCCUUCGCCCAGCCCUUCAGCAAGAACAGUAAGGGUCCAGAUCGCAGCCCCGGGCCUUUACCAGUUCUUCCAAGCAGCAGCCUGAGGAACAUAACCCAGUGUUGGCUGAGAGUGGUGCAGGAGCAGGUCAGCAGGUUCCUGGCUGCAGCCUGGAGGGACCCAGACUUCGUGCCUCGUUACUGCAAACUCUAUGAGCGCUUGCAGAGAGCAGGCUCAGAGCUCUUUGGGCCUCGGGCAGCCUUCACAUUGGCCCUGCGCAGCGGCUUCUCAGGCGCAUUGCUGCAGCAGUCCUUCCUCACUGCUGCUCACAUGAGUGAGCAGUUUGCUAGGCACAUCGACCUACAGAUCCAGGGUGGCCUGAUUGGUGGAGCCCCUGGAGUGGAAAUGCUGGGGCGGCUUCAGCGGCACCUGGAGCCCAUCAUGGUCCUUUCUGGCCUGGAGCUGGCCACCACUUUCGAGCACUUCUACCAGCACUACAUGGCGGACCGUCUCCUGAGCUUGGGCUCCAGCUGGCUGGAGGAGGCCGUGCUGGAGCAGAUUGGCCUCUGCUUCCCCAACCGCCUCCCCCAGCAGAUGUUGCGGAGCCUGAGCACAUCUGAGGAGCUGCAGCGCCAGUUCCACGUCUACCAGCUCCAGCGACUUGACAAGCUGCUCUUAGAGCAGGAGGAUGAGGAGGAACAGGAUCUGGAAGGAAAGGAGGAGGAAGAAGCAGCAGAGGAGGCUGAGAGAGAACUAUUUUUUGAAGAUCCAAGUCCACCAGUUUCUAUACUGGUCCUGUCACCACGCUGCUGGCCCGUCUCCCCACUCUGCUACCUGUACCAUCCCAGAAAGUGCCUUCCCACACGAUUCUGUGAUGCCCUUGACUGCUUCUCCAAUUUCUACAGCCAGAGUCAGAACCAUCCAGUCCUGGACAUGGGCCCGCAUCGGCGGCUGCAGUGGACGUGGCUGGGCCGGGCUGAGCUGCAGUUUGGGGACCAGACCCUGCACGUGUCCACCGUGCAGAUGUGGCUGCUGCUGAAUUUCAAUGAGACAGAGGAGGUGUCAGUAGAGACCUUGCUGAAGAAUUCCGACCUCACCCCGGAGCUGCUGCUGCAGGCGCUUCUGCCCCUCACCACAGAGAAUGGCCCUUUGGUCCUGCAGGAGGGUCAGGACUUUCCACACAGGGGUGUGCUCCGGCUUCGUGCCCCUGGGCGCCAGCCCCGCAGGGAGGCACUGUGGCUGAUGCCGCCCCAGGUAUAUCUGAACGUAGAGAAGGAUGAGGGCCGAACCCUGGAACAGAAGAGGAACCUCUUGAGCUGUCUUCUUGUCCGUAUUCUUAAAGCCCACGGGGAAAAGGGCCUCCACAUUGAUCAGCUGGUCUGUCUGGUACUUGAGGCCUGGCAGAAGGGCCCGAAUCCCCCUGGAAGCCUGGGCCAAGCCGUUGCUGGGGGCGUGACCUGUACCAGUACUGAUGUCCUCUCCUGCAUUCUGCACCUUCUGGGCCAGGGCUAUGUGGAACGGCGCGACGACCGGCCCCAGAUCCUGGUGUAUGCCACCCCAGAGCCCAUGGUGCCCUGCUGGGGUCAGGCAGAGGUCCCCUUCUUUGGCAACCAGACCACCGAGACCUCCAAGCCUAGCCCAGAAGUGGUGGCUGCCCUGGCAUCCCUGCAGAUGCCUGCAGGCCGCACCAUGAGCCCCCAGGAGGUGGAAGGGCUGAUGGAACAGACAGUGCGCCAGGUGCAGGAGACACUGAACCUAGAGCCAGAUGUGGCUCAGCACCUUUUGGCUCAUUGCCACUGGGGGGCCGAACAGCUGCUGCAGAGCUACAGUGAUAACCCUGGGCCACUGCUGCUGGCAGCUGGGCUGUGUGUACCCCAGGCCCAGGCUGCCCCCACACGGCCCGACCACUGCCCUGUCUGUGUCAGCCCCCUGGAGCCGGAUGAAGACCUGCCCUCUCUCUGCUGCAUGCACCACUGCUGUAAGUCUUGCUGGAAUGAGUAUCUGACAACCCGGAUUGAGCAGAACCUUGUGCUGAACUGCACCUGCCCCACUGCUGACUGCCCUGCCCAGCCCACCGGAGCCUUCAUCCGAGCCAUCGUCUCCUCUCCAGAAGCCAUCUCCAAGUACGAGAAGGCCCUCCUGCGUGGCUACGUGGAGAGCUGCUCCAACCUGACCUGGUGUACCAACCCUCAGGGCUGUGACCGCAUCCUGUGCCGACAAGGCCUGGGCUGUGGGACCACCUGUUCCAAGUGUGGCUGGGCUUCCUGCUUCAACUGCAGCUUCCCUGAGGCACACUACCCGGCCAGCUGUGGCCACAUGUCUCAGUGGGUGGACGAUGGCGGCUACUAUGAUGGCAUGAGUGUGGAGGCCCAGAGCAAGCACCUUGCCAAGCUCAUCUCCAAGCGCUGUCCUAGCUGUCAGGCUCCCAUUGAGAAGAACGAGGGGUGUCUGCACAUGACCUGUGCCAAAUGCAACCAUGGGUUCUGCUGGCGCUGUCUCAAGUCCUGGAAACCAAAUCAUAAAGACUAUUACAACUGCUCUGCCAUGGUAAGCAAGGCAGCUCGCCAGGAGAAGCGGUUCCAGGAUUAUAACGAGAGGUGUACUUUCCAUCACCAGGCCCGGGAGUUUGCUGUGAACUUGCGGAACCGCGUAUCUGCCAUCCAUGAGGUGCCCCCACCCAAAUCCUUCACCUUCCUCAGCGAAGCCUGCCGGGGACUUGAGCAGGCUCGAAAGGUGCUGGCCUAUGCCUGUGUGUACAGCUUCUACAACCAGGACAUGGAGCACAUGGAUGUGGUGGAGCAGCAGACUGAGAACCUGGAGCUGCACACCAACGCCCUGCAGAUCCUCCUUGAGGAGACCCUGCUGCGGUGCGCAGACCUGGCCACCUCGCUGCGCCUCCUGCGGGCGGACUGCCUCAGCACGGGCCUGGAGCUGCUCCGGCGCAUCCGGGAGAGGCUGCUCGCUGUCCUGCAGCAUUCCAUCCAGGAUUUCCGGGUUGGUCUCCAGAGUCCAUCAUUAGAGGCCCAGGAGGCAAAAGGCUCCAAUGUGCCUGGCAAUCAGCCCCAGGGCUCCUCCGGGCUUGAGGUGGAGGAGGAGGAGGAGGAGGACCUGCCGGAGUGGCAGCAAGAUGCGUUUGACGAGGAGCUGGACAAUGACAGCUUCUCCUAUGAUGAGGAGUCUGAGAACCUGGACGGAGAGACCUUCUUCUUCAGUGACGAGGAGGAGGCCUACGACUGAGCGGGGCGGCGGGGCUGCAGGGGCACGUGGAGCUGCCCAGAGCCACUGGGCCAAGGGGGCAGGGCUUUGUCCCUUCCCACUGUCCUGGGGGAGGCAGUUCCCAGUAUCCACAGUACCUCUCUUUAUGGAAUAAACAUUUUUUCACAGAA
Molecule: messenger RNA, 7980 nt
Organism: Manis pentadactyla (Chinese pangolin)
Lineage: Eukaryota; Metazoa; Chordata; Mammalia; Pholidota; Manidae
Gene: CUL9
Product: cullin 9
Exons: 42
Coding region: 284-7831 (2515 amino acids)
Biological process (GO): ubiquitin-dependent protein catabolic process
Cellular component (GO): cullin-RING ubiquitin ligase complex
Molecular function (GO): zinc ion binding; ubiquitin protein ligase binding
Source: RefSeq, a predicted model, not a curated record